Messenger RNA from Momordica charantia (bitter melon), 803 nucleotides. Its product is annotated as Integrase-type DNA-binding superfamily protein. NCBI's taxonomy places the organism in Eukaryota, Viridiplantae, Streptophyta, Magnoliopsida, Cucurbitales, Cucurbitaceae. Gene Ontology annotation, cellular component: nucleus. Gene Ontology annotation, molecular function: transcription cis-regulatory region binding; DNA-binding transcription factor activity. The record is from RefSeq and is a predicted model, not a curated record. Gene Ontology annotation, biological process: positive regulation of DNA-templated transcription; response to stress.
UUCAAUUUCUCAACUAAAUUUCAAAACACAUGGAGAGAAAGCAGCAGCCCAACCCCAACCCCAAAACCAACCAUAACCAUAAUAACAAAACCAUGGGUCAGGCUCAGGCUCAGGCUCAGGCCAGCUCUAGGAAGGGCUGCAUGAGGGGCAAGGGCGGCCCUGAGAACGCUGCUUGCACUUUCAAAGGCGUCCGCCAGCGCACCUGGGGCAAAUGGGUCGCCGAGAUUCGCGAGCCGAAUCGCGGGGCUCGCCUCUGGCUCGGCACCUUCGACACUUCCCAAGAAGCUGCCGUGGCCUAUGACGCUGCCGCCAAGAAGCUCUACGGCUCUGAAGCUAAGCUCAACCUUCCCCAAAUCUCUGCUGCGCAGCCGGUUGCUACUAAUCCCCCGGUCUCAAAUAAUAAUGAUAUUGCUUCUUCCAGUGCCACGCCAAACUCGUGCCCUACCAAGACGAUGUCUCGACUGGAGGAGUUUGGAGGGCUCUGGGGGAACGAGAACGUGAACGUGGACGACUCAAUAUGGAAGGAGGCACUGAUGUCUUUGGACUUUCCCAUCAUUGAAGAUGAACAAGGGUUUUUCUUCGAUGGAGUGAGCACUUGGGACACCUUGCACUGGUGCAUCUAAUUUCUCCUACACAGCUAUAAAAAGUUGUAAAUAAGUAUAUUACAACUUUUUAUGUUAAAUAUUGAGUUAAUUAUCAUGAGCUAAACCAGGGGUAUUUUACCUAUGUAUAUGUUUGUGUGUAUGUGUGUACUACUCGAUCUCCAGGAAGGAUAAAAAUAAGCUUUUUUUUAGAUUUUCAAA